UGUUGCUUCGAGAAGUAAAUUCAUAAACAAACAAAAAUAAACAUUAAAACAACACCAACAACACUCAUCACCCGUCGAGAAGUAAACAAGCGAUAGUUUAUAAUACAUUUUUACGAGUUUCAAUAUUAUUUCGUGUUUUAAUUUUACAUAAAAUAAUAAAACCGUAUUUCUAAUGCCUUACUGAUCUGAUACAUCCAUUGUAACAUGGAAACCUUCAGUUUGUUAAGCUGCAGAAUGUGCCUUGAAAUUCCUAGCGACGGAUCAUUGACGUUCUCAAUAUCCGACACUUUUAAAGGAAGGAAUCUUGGCGAUUUAAUCGAAAAGCUGUUUAACAUUAAGAUUUCCAAAGACGAUUUCUUGACAAAUGUUUGUGUAGAAUGUAUGAAUCGUAUCAAUACAGUCCGAACAAUCUACCAGAAGUUUGUCCACAGUAAUGAGAAAUUGAAAGAACUUCUGGAAAAGUUCAAUGAAGAUUCGGAAGAAGUCGAAAUACUGGUCAUUGAUGAAGUUCAUCUACUGAAUGAAGAUGCCACGCAAAAGCAAGCCGACGUAGAAGUAGAGAUUAUACCUAUCAAAUCGGAAACGGAAGUCUCAUCCACUAGUGUAGCGGAAGAUUUCCAAGAUGUGAAAAACGAGCAUCAAAUCGAAGUCGAAUUCAUCAACAGUCCGGAGGACAUGGAAGAGGAAUCGUUGGACAAGCCAUCUUCUGCAGAUGUAGUUGAAGAACCGUCGAAUACAAAAUUCAGUCCCAAAAAGUUCAAAUCAGAUAUCCAGAUUCCAAAACACAAAUGUUAUUUUUGUACAACAGUCUUUGAAACGGAACUGGCAUUUACGGAACAUCUACAUUUGCAUUUCGGGGAAGUGCCCUUGGUAUGUAAAAAAUGCAACAACUUGGUGAUCAAAAGUGUUCGCCAGGCUAGCAAACAUUUGGCUCUUCAUGACGAGAACGAACGCCCCCAUAAGUGUCGAAUAUGUGAGUUGCGGUUUUUUACCCGGGAGAACAGCUUGACCCAUGAGCGAAAAAUACACCGGAUGAAAGUAAAGAUGCAACAAAAUACCGAUGGUUAUGCUGAGAGACAGAAGUUGAAAAAGUUCCAGUGUAAAAUUUGUGGAUUGUCAGCUCUUAACAGUCAGCAUCUUAAAAAACACGAAUUAACACAUGGUCCUCUACCUGUUCAUACUUGUGAAGUUUGCAGUAAACAAUUUACUGCUAGAAAAAAUCUGACACGACAUCUGAUGAUCCAUACUGGUGAACUGCCAUACAAAUGCGAAUUGUGUGAUCGUGCUUUUCGACAAGCAGGUGACCUGAAGGACCAUACCAGAAGCCAUACGAAGGAAAAACCUUACAUGUGCAAUGUGUGUGGUGUUCGGUUGCGAAACAUUUCCAUGCUACACGUUCAUAGGAAGAAGUUCCAUGCUUCCGCAACUUAAAUCUACUGAGCCCCAGCAUUCCAUUGCGGUGAGUACCUGAUAUUUUCUUUCUUACAAUACACA
Ochlerotatus camptorhynchus is the source of this 1494-nucleotide messenger RNA. Its product is annotated as zinc finger protein 569-like. Gene Ontology annotation, biological process: regulation of DNA-templated transcription. Bases 205 to 1431 code for a protein of 408 amino acids. The transcript has 3 exons. Gene Ontology annotation, molecular function: DNA-binding transcription factor activity, RNA polymerase II-specific; zinc ion binding; RNA polymerase II cis-regulatory region sequence-specific DNA binding. The record is from RefSeq and is a predicted model, not a curated record. Gene Ontology annotation, cellular component: nucleus. NCBI's taxonomy places the organism in Eukaryota, Metazoa, Arthropoda, Insecta, Diptera, Culicidae.